Messenger RNA from Phycomyces blakesleeanus NRRL 1555(-), 2113 nucleotides. RefSeq lists its product as hypothetical. Gene Ontology annotation, biological process: superoxide anion generation. Bases 55 to 1833 code for a protein of 592 amino acids. Lineage: Eukaryota; Fungi; Mucoromycota; Mucoromycetes; Mucorales; Phycomycetaceae. Gene Ontology annotation, molecular function: protein binding; superoxide-generating NADPH oxidase activator activity; phosphatidylinositol binding. The transcript is spliced from 4 exons. The record is from RefSeq and is a predicted model, not a curated record.
UUACAGCACACACUAAUCUAAUCAGAUUCAACCCCAUUCCAUUCCAUCCCCUCCAUGUUCACAAAAGAAAAAGUGAAGCCACCGCUCAGUCUUCGCUCUGCUCGUCGUUCGCUCGUAAAGAACAAAAUAUCAACACCCGUCGGUAUACCAAUCACCCAUCACGCCUCAUUAGCUGCUCCAAAGAAGAUCAUCAAGGCACUGUAUGAUUAUCAGGCACAAGGCCCCGACGAGCUCUCAUUCUCCGAAGGCGACUUUUAUCAUGUUACUGCCCGAGAAAACGAUUCAAAAUGGUUCGAAGCUUGCAACCCUGCCACUAAUACCAAAGGACUUGUCCCAGUUGCAUUUUUCCAAGUGCUUGAUAAGGCAGAACGGAAUCUUGCUGUAGCACAACCAUUGAAUGAUCUUAACAUCAAAUCAGACUCUGGGUUUUCCGAUUCAGCAGAUACAAUGUUACCCACUCCUUCUAAAAAGACUUCACACUUGUAUGGCGUUGUUCUCUACGAUUUUCAAGCUGAAAGAUCUGAUGAAUUGAAUGCCAAGGAGGGUGAACCGAUCAUAGUGAUUGCUCAAUCUAAUCCCGAGUGGUUUGUGGCCAAACCAAUCGGUAGAUUGGGUGGUCCUGGUCUGAUCCCAGUUUCAUUUGUCCAAGUCAGAGAUGCAGUUUCUGGCCAGAUAAUUACCAACGUAUCUAAUCUCAGGCAGACAUCUUCAAACUUCAUUCCUAAUGUAGAAGAAUGGAAAAAGAUGACACAAGGCUACGAGGCCUCUAGUAUUCCUCUUGGUCGCAUCGAUAAACAGCCACAACAACAACUCCAAACACAACAACAAUCCCAAUCACAAUUCCAAUCUCCAAUUCAAGAUACAAUUAAUGAGGGAAGAUCAGUUAAGAGUGGAUCUUCAUGGUCUACUCGAUCCUCUGCAAGCCAACCAAUUGUAAUGGCAGCCACGGUGGAAAGAAACAUGCCAUCUAAACAGCCAAUUGAAGAAGAACAAUUGGAUGAUAUGAUGGACAUUUAUGGCUUGAAACAUAUCGCUAGUCCUACCCACCGCCCUCUCUCGGAAGAAUAUCUGUCACGCCACAACAGUACUUCUCGGUCAAGAACAGCAACUGCCGAUGGCACUCAACACACACAGGCUGUGGUUGUUUCAGCUGUUAUCGACUCGUUUAUUUUGGAAGGAGAUCAGUAUUGGUUUGUAGUUUAUACCCGCCUCAGUAAUAAUACCCAUCGAAUUCUAUAUCGUCUUUAUGAAGACUUUUACGACUUUCAGAUCAAUCUGUUAAAUGAUUAUCCCGUAGAGGCUGGAAAAGCUAAACGUGAACGAAUACUUCCUUACAUGCCUGGUCCUUUAGCUGUCAUUGACCAGGAAAUUACAGCUGAGCGCCAACGCGAUUUGAAUACUUAUUGUAAAGAUCUUCUUGGGCUUCCCCGCUAUAUAUCUGAGGGCGAUCUUGUUCAGGUCCAGUUAUUUGGUAUUCAUGAGGGCGACAUUGAAACCGACCAUGACCCUCGCAGCGAUCCUGCUAUGUUUACACAGCAACCCCAACAGUCCGUGUCACAACCUAUGCCUGGUGCUAUUGUUGGUGGGGCUUAUUAUGACACUAUCAAGAUCAAGAUUGUUCACAAGGAUGACAUUUUUGCCAUAAAAGUGCCUGCUAAUACCACACUGGAUGUGUUGCGGGACAGAAUUCACGAUCGACUUGGAUUUAAUGUCCAGCUGAACUACAAGGACGAGAUUACAGGUGAAAGUAUGGAACUUUCGGAAGAAAGAGACAUGGAAGAAGCAUUUGCAUCCGCUGUUCAACGUGGCAAAUUAACAGUUUUCGCAACCUAAAUUCUAAUCCUAAAACAAACAAACAAACGAAAAAAAAAUUAUACUCCUUUACAGCACACAAACACAUUUUAUAUUGUAUACAAGCAUAAUCUUAUCAUGAUAAUUAUAUUCCAAAAUUCUUUAAUCCACAAAAAUCAACUAUACUUAUACUUAUAUUUAUAUUUAUAUUUAUAUAAAACACCAUAAAAAUAAUAGAAGUAAAAUGAGAAAUGUACCAAAUAUUCUAUUUUAUCUCUGUCUUUCUUUCUUUCUUUAAUAUAUAAAUGUAAUAUAUCCAUGC